UUUCUUGUAUUUAGAAAUCGACAUCUUAGUGGAAGCCAUCCAUAUAUCGAGCAGUUUUCUGUCACAUAGCCCGGAGGAAUAACUCCUCUGUGCUGGAUCCCCGCCUCCCUGGAUCCCUACGGGUAUUCCAGCGGUUGCCUCCUCCGGGACCGACACCAGAGGCAAGGAAAGAUACCGAGCGCUGAGUGUGAACGACCUCCGAGAGCCCGGGGGAGAGGAGAGCAGGGAGAAAGUAACUCAAGAAGAGGAACAUUUGAUGGAAGAAAAGAAAAAGAAAAAGCAGGAAGAAAAGAAAAAGAAGGACGCUGCUCAGAAAAAGGCUGCUGAACAAAAAACCAAAGUGCCAGAUACAAACAAGACAAGUUCCACCCAGCUUCAGCCUGCCGGUACCAGUACUUCCACCAGCAAUGUCACAAACAGCAAUGGUAAGCGCGCAUCUGCAAGUGGCCAGCAAACAGCAGCCUCUCGUUACCUGCCGCGUGAGGUUCCUCCACGUUUCCGUCAGCAAGAACAGAAGCAGCUAUUAAAGAGAGGGCAACCACUCCCCCUAGGGGCUCUGGUCAGUGCUAGCACAGCACAGGAUACUGGACAAUCUGGGGCAAGCCCCCCUCUUCAGCAAGGUGCUUGUGGACUUCACCUUCCAGCAAAGACACAUUCUGAUCUCAGUCACAGUGGUUCAGGAGACCAUUAUGAAAAUUCCCCCUGGGGACAACAGACUACUCAUCAAGGUGAAACCAGUUGUAGCUGGGAUAAAGUGAUAAUAGAAAGGACUGACAAGAAAGUGUGGCCUUCCAUUACAGGAACUGAGUCUGAAUCUGCCUCAGAAUGUACUACGGACACUGACUCUGCCUCUAAUUGUGGCUCAGAGAAAAGUAGCAUGGCUACAGGGAGUGCACAAGACAACUUCAAUGGACAUACAAAGAAAACAAACGGCAAUAAUGGCACCAAUGGAGCACUCAUCCAAAGCACUUCUAACCAGAGUGCCCAUGGAGCUAGUGGGACAAAUGGAAACUUUGCCAGAGUUUGGGGCAUAGCACCAGGUUCCAACUCAGGCAUUUCUCACUGCUCCCCUAAUGGAGAUGGAAAGAUGGACAAUAUGAUUGGGGAGGGUAGGAGUCAGAACUGCUGGGGUGCUUCCAACUCAAAUACUGGCAUUAAUCUUAACCUUAAUCCUAAUGCCAACCCAGCUGCCUGGCCUGUACUUGGACAUGAAGGAGCUAUGGGAGGAAGUAAUUCUUCAAGUAUAUGCAGUCCAAUCAGUGCCAUAGGUCACAACAUCAACAACCAGAAUGGAAAUCUGUCAGGUACUUUAAGUGCUUGGAGAAGUGUACAGUCUCAAGAGAGUACAGAAUCACAAACAUCCGCUUCUCAGAAUGUGUCUUUCAGCGUACAACCUCAGAACCUUAACACUGAUGGACCAAUUAACACUAACCCCAUGAAUGGCUCACCAAACCCUAUUAAUGCAAUGCAGGCAAAUGGACUGCCAAAUUGGGGUAUGGCUGUGGAAAUGGGGGCCAUCAUCCCACCUCACCUGCAAGGCCUUUCUGGUGCUAGUGGCUCAAUUUCUCAAGGAGUUGGUACUAACAGCACGGGCAGUUCAGUUUGGGGCCUAACGUCAGGUGUUCCUGCUUCAGGAAGCUGUGAUACUGGAUACAGUCAGGAAAGUGUAGAUACUGUUAAUUCAGCAGUAAGUACUAAACUGAAUGGCACAAGCAGUGUUAUACAAGAAGGAAAUGUGGUCAGUGCAUGGGAUUCUGGACCACCUUCCAGCCCAGGAGUGUCUGCAUGGGCAACGAGUCGAGGUAGUAUUGGCACUUUGCAUUCUGGACCUUGGGUCCAGCAUGGCCCUUGCACAAGCAAUGAUAUUAGUGGAGAUUGGGGUAAAGUACCAAACCAGCAUUCCAGUAGUGAUAUCUGUGGGAAAGGGUCAGGGUGGGAUAGUGCUAAUGUUACCUUACAGAAUUCUGCAAUUCAGCAGGUUAAUGAUCAAAUGAACACAAGGGUGAAAUCUGUAGUACCUGGGGCUAUAACAAAAGAAAGAAGUGGUGACAAUUCUGGAAGUCAAAAUGACAUAAAGGGUGAAGUUGUUGAGAAUCAAAAUGGAGAUAAGAACAGCACAGAACAGGGGCAGAUUCAGUUACCAAGAGCCGACCUUGAUCCAAGAGUCCUGUCAAAUACUGGAUGGGGUCAGGUUCCAGUAAAGCAAAAUGUUGCAUGGGAGUUAGAAGAAUUUCAGAGGUCUGAGCGGAAGAGUGUUGGAACGGAGUCUUGGCGAUGUUCAAAUACUCAGCCUUCAAACUCAGGGGGGAGUAAGGAAGGGUCCAUUAUAAACAGUACAAUUACCUCUAAAGUAUCUGGGUGUGUCAGCUCUCAAACUAUAUGUGCUCCUGUAAAUUCAAGUUGGGGAGAAAAUAACAACAAAACUCCAAAUGGUCCUGGGGGGUGGGGAGAUCCCACAUCCUCUUCUGUUGUCAAUGCUGCUGCCAAAAGUGGUCACUCCUGGAGUGGAUCGGUUAAUCAGGAGGAUAAAUCGCCAGCCUGGAGUGAGCCUCAAAAGCCCAAACCCCAAGGUUGGGGGGAUGGGCAAAAAUCAAAUCAGAACUGGACCUCAGGGGGAGGAGACUGGACUGACAUGCCACCUGUCCCUGCACAUAUAACUGAUGGAAAGAAGAAUGGAGCAGGGUGGGAUUCUGACAGCAAGUCUGUCUCUGGGUGGAAUGAUAAUAAUAGGUCUGGGAACAGUGGAUGGGGAAAUGGCACAAACACUAAGACUAAUUCGGGUACAGCCUGGGGUGAGUCUUUGAAACCUCCUCAGCAAAACUUGGCAAACAAACCCCAAGACAACAGUGUGGGUGGUUGGGGAGGCUCUCCAUCCCUAAAACAGACUGGAACAGGAUGGGCUGGAGGACCAGUCCCUGCGCAAACAUCAAAGCUAAAAGACAACAACACUGAGCCUACAGGUUGGGAAGAGCCUUCCCCACCAACCAUUCGCAGAAAGAUAGAAAUUGACGAUGGUACCUCAGCUUGGGGGGACCCAAGCAAUUACAUUUGCAAAACUGUAAAUAUGUGGGAUCGAAAUAACUCCAUACCCCAGAGCAUACCCUUAACCAACACCAAAUCCACCAUCACCACUACCACCCCUCCAAUUACUAAUUUGGUUGAACCUCAACCGCCUCAUCAGCCAAGUGCCCAGCAGAACCGCUCUCCACUACUAGGUCCAGGAUGGGGGGAUAUUCCUGCUGUUCAUUCAAAGACUGAUUCCUCCUGGGGUGAGCCCUCAUCGCCAUCUCGUGCAGUUGAUAAUGGCACUUCAGCUUGGGGAAAGCCCCCCAACAAGGUUUCAGGAUGGGGGGAUGGCACCUCAGAUUCCCCUGCCACUUAUGGAAGGCCAAGUGUCCCAGCUGCUGCUCCUGUACUGUGCAAACCAGCUCCAAAAUCUAUGCAAGAAGGCUGGGGUGGCAGUGGAGAGGAGGUUGGUCUCACCAGCCAGUGGGAGGAUGAGGAGAGUGAUAUGUGGAAUAAUGCUGCUUCCGAAGACAGUAACUCCUCUUGCAACACUUGGGGAAAUGGUCCAAAGAAAGUACUUUUAAAGAACAUGAAGACUUCAAGCAAGUCAGAUGAGGCAUGGAUUAUGAGCCGUCUUCUAAAACAGCUCACUGAUAUGGGCUUCCCGAAAGAGCCUGCUGAAGAGGCCUUGAAAAGUACCAAUAUGAAUCUUGAUCAGGCCAUGAGUGCUCUCCUGGAAAAGAAGGUUGAAACUGAUAAGCGUGGAUUGGGAGUGGUGGAUUAUAAUGCAAUGGCUAACAAGUCCCUAAGCAGCCGCCCUCCUCCAAACUCCAAAGAGUCUUCCAUGGACCGUCCAACUUUUCUUGAUAAGGAUGGCGGCCUAGUGGAAGAGCCCAUUACUUCACCAUUUUUGCCUUCACCAAGCCUGAAGCUCCCCCAUCCAAAUAGUGCACUCCCUAAUCAAGCCCUUGGUGGAAUGACAAGCAUGCAGAACUUGAACUCCUCUAGACAGAUACAAAGUGGCAAUCUGGGUAUGUUUGGCAGUAGCGGAGCAUCACAAACCAGAUCCAUACAACAGCCACCAGUGCAACCUCUUAAUUCAUCCCAGCCUAGUCUUCGUGCUCAAGUGCCUCAAUUUUUAUCCCCUCAGGUUCAAGCACAGCUUUUGCAGUUUGCAGCAAAAAACAUUGGUCUUAACCCUGCACUAUUAACCUCGCCAAUUAAUCCUCAGCAUAUGACCAUGUUGAACCAGCUCUACCAGCUGCAGCUUGCAUAUCAACGUUUACAACUCCAGCAGCAGAUGUUACAGGCUCAGCGUAAUGUUUCCGGACCCAUGAGGCAGCAGGAGCAGCAAGUUGCACGUACAAUCAAUAACAUGCAGCAACAGAUACAGCAGCAUCAACGCCAGCUCGCCCAGGUCCUUCUCAUAAAGCAGCCUCCUCCACACCCUCCUUUGCAUCCUCCCAUAGGCAAACCAGUGCAAGAAAACGUUUCACCCCACACCCUUGCUUCUGGCCUGUCUGACCUGCACACCAAAGAGCAGCAGUCUUUAUCAAACACCUUCCCUUCUUACCCUUUUGUUGCUGGAAUAAAUCCCACUAUGAAUGUAAACAGCAUGGAUGUGCCUGGUGGUUUGUCAGUGAAAGAUACAACCCAGUCCCAGUCUCGCCUUCUUCAGUGGACUCACCCCAACUCAAUGGACAGCUUGUCUAAUGCAGCUCCUCCACUUGACCCCAACCCUGGGAAGCCUAGUGCUCUCCCGGGGGGUUUAACCAUGGGUCCUCCUGUCAAGUCUACCAUUGAUGAAUCCUACAGCCGGUACGAUCUCCUCCCAAACAGUGAGUCGCCAACAAGCCCUUCAGUAUCUGUGCCUGACAGCUGGCCACGUGCCAAAUCAGAGAAUGAUAAAAUCUCAAACGGCUCCAGUGUUAACUGGCCCCCUGAAUUCCACCCAGGGGUUCCAUGGAAAGGACUGCAGAAUAUUGACCCUGAGAAUGACCCAGAUGUUACCCCUGGGAGCGUUCCCACAGGACCAACCAUCAAUACUACCAUUCAGGAUGUUAACCGCUAUUUGCUAAAGAGUGGAGGUAAGCUGUCUGAUAUAAAGUCCACGUGGUCAACUAGCCCUAUAACCCAUACUCAAGCAUCCUUGUCUCAUGAGCUGUGGAAGGUACCACGAAACACUGCAGCUCCAACCCGACCACCACCUGGGCUGACCAAUGCUAAACCCUCCUCUGCCUGGGGCUCCAACCAACUGGGCUGGACUAGUUCCUACUCUUCUGGAUCAACUUGGAGUACUGAUAGCUCAGGAAGAACAAGCAGUUGGUUGGUCCUGCGUAACCUAACUCCACAGAUUGAUGGCUCUACCCUAAGGACAUUGUGUCUGCAGCACGGCCCACUAAUAACAUUCCAUCUGAACCUGACACAAGGAAAUGCAGUGGUUAGGUACAGCUCCAAGGAAGAGGCCACUAAGGCGCAGAAGUCCCUUCACAUGUGCGUUCUUGGUAACACUACCAUCUUGGCAGAGUUUGCUGGGGAAGAGGAAGUGAACCGCUUCUUGGCACAAGGGCAGGCCUUGCCCCCCACUUCCAGCUGGCAGUCUAACACAGGAAACAGCCAACCUCGAAUUGGUGGCGGUGGAGGCUCACAUACCUUAGUGCGUAAUGACACUGCUCACUGGAAUUCUCCUUGCCUGUCCACAAAGGGGGGAAACGACUUGCUUUGGGGUGGAGUCCCACAGUACUCAAGCAGCCUUUGGGGACCACCUGGGACAGAUGAUGCCAGGAUUAUCCGAAGCCCAACUCCUCUUAAUACUCUCUUGCCAGGAGACCUGCUGGGUGGGGAGUCAAUCUGAAAACAUCUAGGAGGAAUGAAACUCAUUGCUGUAAACUCAGAGAAUCCGCACUAUUGAAGAAUCUCAAAACAAACUAAUCCCAACAAUUGUGUUUAUGCUCAAAGAUGAAUCCAAUCUUCUUUCCAUGCAGUAUCUUCUUCAUCCUCCUCACUGCAUCCUUGCGAACUGUUCAUAGUAACAGUAUGGUGCAGUAUAUGAGAGGGGGAGGAAAUAAAGGGUUAAGGAGAGGUUCUGAGUCACUCAGUUGGUCAUCUUAGCUCUGUCCUUUUAGAAUUUUUAAAAUGUUAAAAGAAGAAAAUAACGCUGCUUUUACUGGGACUAGAACAUAAGGGCACUUUUCAUAUGACAGGGCUGGUGAGGGAGGGUGGGUUUCAGAAUCUUAUUUUUGAAAUGAGCCUUGGAUUUUAAUGCACAGGUGUUGAAGCCUCUUAAUUGGAAGAAAAGGAUUGUGAGAUCUGUGCAUGUAUGUGCAGGUUUUCACUUAAUUUUGGUACUUGAACUCGCUGUACAAUGAGAGCCUUACACAGAAGAUCAGAAUUUGGAGACCCACAGAUCCGCCUAUGCACAUAACUGUUGUCCAGAGCAUCUGCUCUUGUCAUGUCAUAUUUUACAAUCUAAAAACACUAUUUUAUUUUAUAUGCUACUAAGCAUAUCAGCUGAUAGAGAUACUUGAAUGCAGGAGAUCCCAGUAGUGCAGAUAUUUGUAUGCUUGUUAAGAGAGACAUCAAUAUAUCUGCGUAGAAAGCAUUGACAAAACUCUGUAUCUCUUUGCACAGAUGAUAAACCUUAGCUUUUUCUGUUUCAUAAUAACCUUUAAUGCUUUAUUUUGAUCUGCACAGCUCUGCUCCAAAAAACUAUUUUAUGAUACU
This is a messenger RNA of Bombina bombina (fire-bellied toad), 6729 nucleotides long. RefSeq names its product trinucleotide repeat containing adaptor 6C (gene TNRC6C). The transcript has 22 exons. Lineage: Eukaryota; Metazoa; Chordata; Amphibia; Anura; Bombinatoridae. The coding region runs from base 257 to 5860 and encodes 1867 amino acids. Gene Ontology annotation, biological process: positive regulation of nuclear-transcribed mRNA poly(A) tail shortening; miRNA-mediated post-transcriptional gene silencing. The record is from RefSeq and is a predicted model, not a curated record. Gene Ontology annotation, molecular function: protein binding; RNA binding. Gene Ontology annotation, cellular component: nucleoplasm; P-body.